Molecule: messenger RNA, 288 nt
Organism: Macrosiphum euphorbiae (potato aphid)
Lineage: Eukaryota; Metazoa; Arthropoda; Insecta; Hemiptera; Aphididae
Source: the annotation of a GenBank genome assembly
AUGACUAAAGCUCAACAUAUGUUAAAUGGUGAAUCUGCCAUGACACACCCAAUAGUACUAACUGGAGUCAAUGUAAAUAAUGGUAAUGCAACCAAGUGGCGUGUUGAGAACUCUUGGAGUAAGGAACGCCACGAAAAAGGUUACUUGAUGAUGACCACAGAUUGGUGUAAAGAAUUUGUGGUGGAAGUGGUCGUAAACAAGAGUCUUUUAUCCGAAGAGGUGUUGUCUGUAUUCCAACAAGAACUCCAAGUACUUUCCAUUUGGGAUCCAAUAGGAACAUUAGCCUAA